Molecule: messenger RNA, 755 nt
Organism: Racocetra fulgida
Lineage: Eukaryota; Fungi; Glomeromycota; Glomeromycetes; Diversisporales; Gigasporaceae
Source: the annotation of a GenBank genome assembly
AUGGCUAAACAGUUAGAUGAAUGGAACAGACAAAUAGAAGAACUCAAAAACUCAUUUAAAAUUUACAAAUUCGAAAGUUUUAGUAAUCUUCAAAAAAUUGUAGAUGGUGGGUUUGGAACUGUUCGUAAAGCUAAAUGGGUUGAUUGCGGAUUAGAUGUUGCCUUAAAGAGACUUAAAGUCGCAGACCCGGAUGAAAAGAUGGUUAAAUCAUUCAUUAAAGAGGUAUGCUUAGUUAUUCUUAGUUUUAUGGUGAAAUUAGAUUAUAAUUCCGAUAUUAUUAUAAUUAAUGAAUUAUAUAUCAACAAUAGUUUAAAGUUAAUCAAAAACAAAAUCAGCGAAGUCAGCGCUGCUAGUGCAAACAAUGAGCUCGUCUUACCUGACAACAGUAUAUUGGAUAGUGGAGCAUUUAAUAGCAAAGGAGAUGAAGUAAUGAUAAAUGAUAAUGCGAACGGCAAUGUGACUUCCGAAGAGAAUAGUGAGGUGAAUAAAAAAAUGGUGAAUGAUAAAGUGGAUAAUAAAGUGGAUAAUGAGAUGGUGAAUAACGCGAUUAAUGAGACGACGGUGAAUAACAACGCGAUUAAUGAAGAAGGUAGCAAAAUAAUAAACCAAAGCCACUUUUCGUUGAUUUCAAAGUGGAUUGAUGGAGACUAUUCUGAAGGAGACCAUUCUGAAGAAGAUAAUUCAACUAUUUCACAUCAGUAUCAAUUUAAAUUACUUAUCAGAGGAAGUAAUGAUGGAUUCAAAGCAUCAGAAAA